Messenger RNA from Macrosteles quadrilineatus (aster leafhopper), 613 nucleotides. Its product is annotated as enhancer of split mgamma protein-like. Gene Ontology annotation, biological process: regulation of neurogenesis; anterior/posterior pattern specification; regulation of transcription by RNA polymerase II. The record is from RefSeq and is a predicted model, not a curated record. Bases 1 to 474 code for a protein of 157 amino acids. Gene Ontology annotation, molecular function: RNA polymerase II cis-regulatory region sequence-specific DNA binding; protein dimerization activity; DNA-binding transcription factor activity, RNA polymerase II-specific. NCBI's taxonomy places the organism in Eukaryota, Metazoa, Arthropoda, Insecta, Hemiptera, Cicadellidae. Gene Ontology annotation, cellular component: nucleus. The transcript is spliced from 3 exons.
AUGAAAGCGAAACACCCAUUGUGUCUUUGUCGGAUACUCUUUGCGGAGGGAGAGAAUAUCAACAAGCUGGAGAAAGCUGACAUUCUGGAGUUGACGGUGAAGCAUCUUCACAGGAUCACAAGACCCAGGGAUGCGGCCGAGGAUGUGCAUAGGUUCCAGGCGGGUUUCAGCCACUGCGCCAGUGAGGCGUGCGGGUUCCUGCUCUCUCUGCCAGGCCUGGACGCGGACGUUGGUCGUCGUCUCGUCGCUCACCUAGGACAAUGCCUCACCUCGCCUCUCUCAGUCCAGGUCCCUCCUAGGUCCAGAAGCUUCUCACCUCCGAUAUCCCCUCAGGAUCCUCCAGAAGACCUCGCCCCGAGGCUGUCGUCCACCCCGAGCGUCCAGGACCUCUCCCGACCCUUGGAUGGUCUUCUCAUGGUCUCCCCCUCAGGCGAGAGCCACGAGAGGGAAGAAGAAGUGUGGCGUCCUUGGUAGAGCACAAAAUCGCACCUAAGUUUCACGAUGAUCUCAUAUUUUAUUUUCAAUAUAUUAUAUUUUUGUUACAAACUGCACACUACAGGUUAAUUUUUCCGUAUACACCACUGUUUCUCAUGUUUUUUGCGGUGUUGCAAAA